Molecule: messenger RNA, 507 nt
Organism: Apodemus sylvaticus (European woodmouse)
Lineage: Eukaryota; Metazoa; Chordata; Mammalia; Rodentia; Muridae
Gene: Shisal2b
Product: shisa like 2B
Exons: 3
Coding region: 11-493 (160 amino acids)
Source: RefSeq, a predicted model, not a curated record
GCCGCCCGCGAUGAGCGAGAGCAGCCGCCUGUGCUCCGGCUACUACAGCCUCAACCACAGCUUCGUGGAGCCUUUCCAGUGCCCGCGGCGCGGCGACGCGGCCGCGCUCCUCUACUGCUGCGGCUUCGCAGACCUCAAGUACUGCUGCAGCGAGCCGGGCAGCUACUUCCCCUACAAGCACAGCUACAUGUGGAGCCUCAGUAUUGGUGCUCUGAUUGGAUUGGGAAUCGCUGCCCUUGUCUUACUUGCCUUCGUCAUCAGUGUCUGUGUCCUUUGCUACUUAUUUCUAUACACAAAACCUCAACGAUUAGACAAUGGCCUUAAACUUCAGCACCUAGAGGUAUCUUCUACCCUAGAAGGUAAGCUGAAUCUAAAAGCCAAAGGCCUCAUUUCAAAUGCAGCAUCAAAUUCAACCAAUGAGACCUUCUAUGAAGCUGAUGAUGUGAUUCAAGAAAAAACAAUGGAAACCACACAGAUCAAUGUUGCCUGUUAGCUAAAGUCCCUGUU